AUGAAUUCAACCGAGCGCGGCAACUUGUCCAUGGAACAAGUGCACGCGGCGUGGCUCGCGGCCGGCGCGCGGGGCGAUGUGGACACUAUGCGGCGUCUGCGCGAGCAACAUCCCCAAUGGCUCGGCCUGCAGCGGCGCGUGGGGACAGCGGCGGACGCUGCCGCGUCGGACCCAGCACGUCCGCAACGACAGCAAUUCUGCGGCUGGAACGGCUUCCACUUGUCCUCCAUCGGAGCCUCCACGCUGCACACUGCGACGUGGGAAGGCAGUCUCGGAAUUGUGGAGCUGCUGCUACAAGCGGGCCAGGACCCAGACACGCGCGACGCAGCAGGACUCACGCCAAUCAUGGUGGCGCUGCUGCGCUACAACGUUGUGGUCAUGCGCUGCGUCUUUCGCAACGCCAAGGCUGUCCGUCGGAACAUUGUGGUGGAUUGUAGACCCGAGGACAGCGAGCUCGUGCAAUACAUCAUGGACGUUAUCAAGCUGAUGCUGCGGUUUGGAGCUGACAUGAACGCACGAAACCAGGACGGGUACAGUGCGCUUCACUAUGCUGCGAACGGAGAUGCACUCGACGUUGCCAGGUUUCUACUAGACGCUGGUGCCGAUAUGAAUGCUCAGGACCGGAACGGCAAGACGCCACUCCAUCAUUGCAUCCAGGAGG
This is a messenger RNA of Phytophthora sojae, 661 nucleotides long. RefSeq lists its product as hypothetical. Lineage: Eukaryota; Oomycota; Peronosporomycetes; Peronosporales; Peronosporaceae. The transcript is spliced from 5 exons. The record is from RefSeq and is a predicted model, not a curated record. The annotation marks the transcript as partial. Gene Ontology annotation, molecular function: protein binding. Gene Ontology annotation, cellular component: cytoplasm; nucleus.